Molecule: messenger RNA, 414 nt
Organism: Tauraco erythrolophus (red-crested turaco)
Lineage: Eukaryota; Metazoa; Chordata; Aves; Musophagiformes; Musophagidae
Product: basic phospholipase A2 homolog BaTX
Biological process (GO): arachidonate secretion; negative regulation of T cell proliferation; phospholipid metabolic process
Molecular function (GO): calcium ion binding; phospholipid binding
Source: RefSeq, a predicted model, not a curated record
AUGAAAUCUCUCCUCGCCUUCGCUGUGCUGUUUGCUUGGGGCUCGUGCCCAGCUCAUGGGAGCCUCUGGGAGCUGCACCAGAUGGUCACGGCGGUGACGGGGAAGAACGCCUUGAUGUAUUCCUCCUCCUACGGCUGCUACUGCGGCUGGGGGGGCAAAGGGCAGCCCAAGGACGCUACGGACAGAUGCUGCCAACUGCACGAUACCUGCUACGAGAACCUCCUGAGCUACCACUGCCAUGCCAAGAUGAAGAGGUACCACUACGGCUGGCACAGCGGCAGGCCCUGGUGCAGAGAGGACUCCUGGUGCCCCCAGCUCUCCUGCGAGUGCGACCGCAGCCUGGCGCUCUGCCUGAAGCGAAGUAUCUGGAGCUACAGCAAACGCUACCGGUUCUACCUCAAGCACUGGUGCUGA